Messenger RNA from Kwoniella shivajii, 1227 nucleotides. RefSeq lists its product as uncharacterized. The coding region runs from base 1 to 1227 and encodes 408 amino acids. NCBI's taxonomy places the organism in Eukaryota, Fungi, Basidiomycota, Tremellomycetes, Tremellales, Cryptococcaceae. The transcript has 11 exons. The record is from RefSeq and is a predicted model, not a curated record.
AUGAAGGCAGAUAGUCCGAUGUCCUCUUUGGAUGUCAUACUUGAAGCGAAAGCGAUUGGACAAUUCAAAUCCCAUCAAAGUCUGGCUUUCGGUCCUUACCUCAUCGGUUAUGCAGCGGAUGGUUUCGCAUUUGGUCUACUAGUUCUCCAAGUCUUGCAAUGGUUUACCUUGUCCUACGCUUCAGAUAGAAAGGCCAUUAAGAUCUUAGUAUGGUGGACCCUACUUGUCUGCACCGUCUAUACCAUACUCACAGCAAGGUGGAUGUUAAAUCUAUUCGCGUAUGGCUUUGACGUAUAUAGAAACUUCUACAACUUCAGUUGGGUUUCCACUUUCUUCCUGUUGGCAGUCUUCGUACAGGCGCCUAUAUCCGCUUUCUUCGCUCAUAGAGCAUGGGUAUUAAUCGGGAAGAAAAAGUGGUUUCCUUGCCUGAUUGGCGUCCUAUUAACUUUUUCCGUGACCACCUGCCUGUCCCUCAAAAUCAUGGCACCUGCAAUUGCAACCGAUGAACUGUUCACAAGAGACCCUACUACCGUCAUCCUUCUUGUGUUAUGGUUGUCUGCAACCGUCAUAACGGAUAUCACGGUGACCGGGACAAUUUGUUGGUGCUUGGUGUCGUCAAGAAUGGGCAUUAAAGGGUUCGAAAGAACGGAUAAGCUUAUCAGGAAGGUCAUCAUACUCACUAUCGAGGCGCAAUUAGCCCCAACACUAUUCUCUGUCGCUUUUAUGCUCUUAUUCGUGGCUGUGCCUAAAUGGAACUUCUCUACCUUGUUCAUGUGUACUCCCAAAGUCUAUGCUAUUGCCCUUUUGGGUGUACUCAACUCUCGGCAUUUCCUUCAAAGAGAUCUUGCACCUCAACCUAUAUUUCACAUCGAUCGGCCUAUUUUCCCUCGUCUGAUGAGUUACCGUUCGGACAAAAAAGCCAAGCCUCAACACAAUUCAGUUCUACAAAAUAUGGCAUGUAACGGCACUCAAACGGAAAUCCAUGUACAAACGGAAACGUUUCAAGAGGCAUAUCAACUUGAACCCCUUCCAGUAAAGAGAUCGAUCAAUCGAGAUCCGAUAUACAACACGGUUCAUGCGGAUGGCUUUUCUUUGGCAGAAUCUCCAGACGAAGAAUUGGAAGAUAUUGUACUGGGUGGCACAACGAUUCAUACCACGACAAUGCUAAAUAGAACUGUACAAACAACUAGAAAAAGAUCUGUGAGCUAUCCAGAGUUGUUGUCGUAG